Molecule: messenger RNA, 922 nt
Organism: Capsicum annuum
Lineage: Eukaryota; Viridiplantae; Streptophyta; Magnoliopsida; Solanales; Solanaceae
Exons: 3
Coding region: 286-708 (140 amino acids)
Source: RefSeq, a predicted model, not a curated record
AUCUCGCAAUCAGUUAUCUCUCGUACCAAACUAGCCUUAAGUCCUUUUUCGAGUCAAACACCAUUAGACAAGGCUAAAAUCGUCAAUUUCACAUGAAUAAUUUCUCAAGUAAGAACUAGAGGGUUCUCCUUUUAUUUUCUUUUUCUAGGGUUUCAGAUCCUCUCCUAUUUACUCAGAAAUAUUCUACAGUAGUAUUUUAUUUUUUUUCUAAUGUAAAUGCUAAAUUUGCUUCAAUUGUAAGGAGAUCGUUGUUGCAGUGAAAUCGAUGAUCAUUGGCUGCACCAAAUGGAUCCCUCUUCACUGAAAACCUCUUCUUCUAUCCAAGAUGACGAGUGGGACACUGAAGGAUAUGUAAUUCCAAGCUUGGAACUUGAAGGCUCUGGCGAAAAAAACAACAGUAAUUUCGUUGAAGUUGAAGAAUCAAAGACAUCUGCUACUGAGAAAGAGGAGAAGAUAUAUCUUGGACCUCACGGUGCUCCUCCACAGUUGAAACAACAAGAGGUCAAUUCUACUAAUAGUCGCAAGCAAAAGUUUAGACAGAAAUUGAAGGAAGCGGACAGGAAGUACAGUGGAAGUGGUCGCGAGAAUAAGGUGGAACAUCUGAGAGAGCUUGUGGGUGGAAAAAUGGCUGUAGCAUCAAAGAAUUCCCCCAAGGAUUGGCUUGACUCUCACUGCGAUGAAAAUAUGUUUCAGAGGAAUCACCGUUAAGUGUAUCUGUAUUGAACAUAUCCAUAAAUUACAUACUCUUGAGAAACCCCCUCCCCCUUUCGGAGGGAAAAGAAAGCUUUGACAGAAGGUUUAUGUACUCUUGAAUAAUUCCCCUAGUCAAACCUAUGUUGGGGGGCUAAUAUCACCAGACUUCUGGCUGUGCUCUUGUAAUUGUUUAUGAUACACCAAUUCGAUCCAAGCUCUAUUUCCAUCA